This is a messenger RNA of Polistes canadensis, 1261 nucleotides long. It is a transcript of the gene Arf102F, whose product is annotated as ADP-ribosylation factor 2. Lineage: Eukaryota; Metazoa; Arthropoda; Insecta; Hymenoptera; Vespidae. The transcript has a single exon. The record is from RefSeq and is a predicted model, not a curated record. Gene Ontology annotation, cellular component: cytoplasm; plasma membrane. The coding region runs from base 540 to 1082 and encodes 180 amino acids. Gene Ontology annotation, biological process: vesicle-mediated transport; intracellular protein transport. Gene Ontology annotation, molecular function: GTP binding; GTPase activity.
UAUGCUAAGGGUAGCCUAAGCCGAAGAGUAUUCUACUCUUUAAGAAUUAUUUGCGUCAGCAACUGUUAGUUCUUUUCUUUAAAUCUACACCUAAGAUUUUAUCAUUCAUACGUUUCGGCUAAUCAAAGGUGGAUAUCUUGACAAGUUAUUAUGACAUUAAAAAAGUGCAUAUUCACAUGUCAUUAUAAAAGAAAUAAGAUUGAUUAUUGAAAGCCGUUUUGAUUUGUAUUCAAGAGAAAAUCACUUUUUUUUGGCGUAGUAUUGGCGUGCGUGUCAAAUCUCGCCAACUAUUUCCGGAAUAGAAUUAAGCCGCAAAAUAAAACGUGACGUUUACUAUCGGAACUAUUCUCGAGGCGUAUUGUAUAUGUUUUUCACCUUUAAAGAACAAGGAGUAUUGAUAACCCACGUAAAGAAUAAUAUCACAGGUUGCAUAUUUGGUGGUUAUAUCGAGCUAUACUGCGUCGUAAGAGAUAUUAAUAUUCUGGCUAAAGAAUUGUCAUAGGCAAUCGAUUAGAAGGGUUUCAUUCUCCGCGGAGAAGAUGGGCCUGACAAUAAGCAGCUUGUUUAUCCGAUUAUUCGGUAAAAAACAAAUGAGAAUACUAAUGGUAGGCUUGGAUGCAGCUGGCAAAACAACUAUUUUAUAUAAACUUAAGCUUGGUGAAAUAGUUACAACUAUACCAACAAUUGGUUUUAACGUCGAAACUGUAGAAUACAGAAACAUCUGUUUCACGGUUUGGGACGUUGGCGGACAAGACAAGAUCCGACCACUUUGGAGGCACUAUUUCCAAAAUACUCAAGGUCUAAUCUAUGUUGUGGACAGCAAUGAUCGUGAACGUAUUGGAGAAGCUGAACGUGAAUUAGCAAACAUGUUAAAGGAAGAUGAACUUCGAGAUGCUGUACUUUUGGUAUUCGCGAAUAAGCAAGACUUACCGAAUGCUAUGUCUGCUGCUGAACUUACAGAUAAAUUGGGCCUUAAUUCCCUUCGUGGACGACAUUGGUAUAUACAAAGCGCUUGCGCUACGCAGGGCCAUGGAUUGUAUGAAGGGCUCGAUUGGCUAAGUACUGAAUUGGCUAAAAAGUGAUACCAUGUAGUACGUUCAAUUGUGUCAUCACAGACAAUAUCUUCAUUCAACAUCAAUGUAGAACAUAAUUUACGGUUUCUUAUUUUAUAAGGCUACACUUAUCUAUAAUUAAGAGUAUAUAUAUAUUGAUACAGUACUAUGUACUUUUCAAAACUAUUGUGAAUACAAUUGAAUUAAAA